Molecule: messenger RNA, 2148 nt
Organism: Polistes dominula (European paper wasp)
Lineage: Eukaryota; Metazoa; Arthropoda; Insecta; Hymenoptera; Vespidae
Product: alpha-N-acetylgalactosaminidase
Biological process (GO): oligosaccharide metabolic process; glycoside catabolic process
Cellular component (GO): cytoplasm
Molecular function (GO): alpha-galactosidase activity
Source: RefSeq, a predicted model, not a curated record
AUAUUAUAAAAAGUUGAAGAUGCAUUUGCGCCUAAUAUCAUUGAUUAAAAUGAUAUAUAUAUUAUUAAUUUUUUUUUUUAAUUUAAUAUUAUUAUUUUUUAACACUACAUAUAAAAAAGAAAAAAGACAGCUAACUUCAUUUCCGUCCAUACGAUAAUAAAUGCAAGUAACGAGAUGCGUGAAUAAAUUUUGUUAAAUUACAAUAAUUGAUAAAAUUGAUUUAACAAAAAAAAAUGUUUCGCAUAGCGUUGCUUGAAUGAAUACUUAGAUUUAAUAACGAAUUAUGUUCUGUAGUAUUAAGAAAUUUCAUACGAAAUAUAUAUAUCCUCGAUAUUUUUUAAUAAUGCAUCACCUUUUUUCUUUUGUUUUUCUCUCUUUAUCUUUUAAUCGACGAUAUAUUAAAUGCGCUAUACACUUAAUGAAUACCAAACACUCUCUUAAUAUAAAAAGCGUUUAUCUAUAUUAAAUAAAAUUUUUAUCGAAUCAAUCUUUAUCAAUAUUUUUAGAUAAUAGGAUGGGUUGACGAACUUGUGUUAUCAAUUGAUACUAUAAAGGAUUAUCCAAUAAUUGACUUUAAACAUACAAGAGAAGUACUUUAAACGAGCUUAUAUAUAAAACGAACUGAGCUCGAAGAGAUUAAUAAGUAGUAUAUCACCGAUGAACUUAUAAUAUCUAUAUUAUUGAAUAAGAAAUGGUGCUAAACGUGUGGAUAUGGUGCUUUCUUGUGUCGGCAAGUAAUGUGGUAAUAGCUUUGGAAAAUGGAUUAGCUAGGACGCCACCCAUGGGAUGGUUGGCAUGGGAAAGGUUCAGAUGUAACACCGACUGCAAAAAUGAUCCUGACAAUUGUAUAAGCGACCAACUAUUUCGAACAAUGGCUGAUAUAGUUGUAGCAGAUGGAUAUGCAGCAGUAGGAUAUGAAUAUAUUAAUAUAGAUGAUUGUUGGUUAGAGAAAGACCGAAGUUAUGAUGGCCAGUUGGUCCCAGAUAGAAAACGUUUCCCAUAUGGAAUGAAAAAUUUAGCCGAUUAUAUUCAUUCGAAGGGACUUAAAUUUGGAAUUUAUGAAGAUUUUGGCAAUUACACGUGUGCUGGUUAUCCUGGAGUUAUCGGACAUCUAGAUACUGAUGCACUGACCUUUGCAUCUUGGGAUGUAGAUUAUGUAAAAUUGGAUGGGUGUUAUGCACAUCCAUCAGAUAUGGACAGAGGAUAUCCCGAAUUUGGAUAUUUUCUGAAUCAAACAGGUAGAUCUAUGAUAUACUCGUGCAGUUGGCCUGUUUAUCAAAUAUAUGCUGGUAUGAAGCCAAACUUCACAGCGAUAAUAGAACACUGCAACUUGUGGAGAAAUUUUGAUGACAUACAAGAUUCGUGGCACAGUUUAGAAACUAUUAUCGAUUAUUAUGGAAACAAUCAAGACUCUAUUGUACCAAAUGCUGGACCUGGACAUUGGAACGAUCCUGAUAUGUUAAUUAUCGGUAAUUUUGGUUUAAGUUAUGAGCAAAGUAAAACUCAAAUGGCUCUGUGGGCUAUUUUAGCAGCACCUUUGUUAAUGUCGGUUGAUCUUCGAACGAUUAGACCAGAAUACAAAGCUAUUUUACAAAACAAGAAAAUAAUUGCUGUCGACCAAGAUCCACUUGGUAUACAAGGUCGUCGUAUAUAUAAACAUAAGGGUAUUGAAAUAUGGGCACGACCGAUAACGCCGAUACAUCAAUCGUAUUAUUCUUAUGCGAUAGCAUUUUUAAAUAGAAGAACAGAUGGUACACCUUCGGAUGUUUCAGUCACAUUAAAAGAACUCGGUUUGCAAUUCCCUGGAGGAUACAAAGUAGAAGAUUUAUAUGAAGAUGUGAACUAUGGCGUCUUAUUGCCACAUACAAAGAUCAAAGUUAAAGUUAAUCCAUCUGGUGUAGUUAUUUUACGAUGUGAUUUACAACUGGAUGACAUCUAUGCCUCAAGUCAUUAUACAUCUUUUGAGCCUUUAAAUCAAGUUUUCAAAGUUAGACAAAAUCCAUAUGAAGAAUGAUUCUUUUUCAAAAUCUUUUUAUUAUAUACACAUUUGACCAUAUAGUGAUAAUUACUGAAAAUAGAAAGUAACAAAACUUACAUAAAUCUUAAAUUUAUCGAGAAUGUUAGAAAAAAGUUUUUUUUUUUUUUUUU